AUGCGUUUCCCUGCCUUUUCCUCAAUCCUCUGCCUUGCUGGCUUGGCUGCUGCUCCAGCUGCUGCCUACGAUGGCGACGACCCCAAUAUUAAGAGCAUCCCGCUUCGAACCCACAGUCUCUCUCCGCCAUACCUAGAUUCGGAUUUCCAAAGCCGCUGGUUCGACUUCGGAGGAGACACCGUGAUUCGGGCUGACAAGUACAUUCGCCUUACGGCCGACAGACCCUCCCAGCAAGGAUGGAUCUUCUCUCGCGUGCCACUCACCGCUACCAAUUGGCAGAUUGAGCUCGAGUUCGAAAUUCAUGGCAAUGGUAACUUGCACGGCGAUGGCUUUGCCUUGUGGCUCACCAAGCAACGUGGAACUCAGGGUCCCGUCUUUGGAUCUCAAGACAAGUUCGAGGGUCUGGGUAUCUUCGUCGACACCUACAAGAACAACCGCCCCGGCGUCUCAUUCCCCUACGUCAUGGCCAUGAUGGGCGACGGCGAGACUGCCUACGACCAGGCGCACGACGGCAAGGCUAACGAGCUGGCUGGCUGCUCUGCUCGUGGUCUUCGCAAUGCCCCCGUUCCCACUAAACUUCGCCUGACAUACUUCCAGGACAAGUCUCUCAGUCUGGACCUCCAGUACAAGACCGAGGAUUCCUGGACCAACUGCUUCUACCUGACUCCCGAGCAAGCCAGCAUCGCUAUUCCCUCCGUUGCCUACCUCGGUCUGUCUGCCGAGACCGGUGAACUGAGCGACAACCACGAUAUCAUCUCUCUCAAGGCCGAGAACCUGUACUCUGUCAACCGCAACUCCGGUGGCCGUAACUCCGAUAGCGGCAAGGACCGUGGCCGUGGCCGUACUAGCAACAAGUCCUCUCAGGAGAAGAGCAGCAGCUGGUCCUGGUUCCUGUUCAAGGCGAUCCUUUUCAUUGGUGCUAUCGUUGGUGGCUACUUUGGCUGGACAAUCUACCGUACCAAGGCGCGGUCGUCGCGAUUCUAA
Molecule: messenger RNA, 984 nt
Organism: Penicillium argentinense
Lineage: Eukaryota; Fungi; Ascomycota; Eurotiomycetes; Eurotiales; Aspergillaceae
Product: legume-like lectin family protein
Exons: 6
Coding region: 1-984 (327 amino acids)
Biological process (GO): Golgi organization; endoplasmic reticulum to Golgi vesicle-mediated transport; endoplasmic reticulum organization
Cellular component (GO): COPII-coated ER to Golgi transport vesicle; Golgi membrane; endoplasmic reticulum-Golgi intermediate compartment
Molecular function (GO): D-mannose binding
Source: RefSeq, a predicted model, not a curated record